Messenger RNA from Etheostoma cragini (Arkansas darter), 3586 nucleotides. RefSeq lists its product as uncharacterized. Lineage: Eukaryota; Metazoa; Chordata; Actinopteri; Perciformes; Percidae. The coding region runs from base 290 to 1075 and encodes 261 amino acids. The record is from RefSeq and is a predicted model, not a curated record. The transcript is spliced from 5 exons.
AAAGAGGAAGCGAAAACGCUCUAUUUCCGCUGCAGCAGUGUGAACGGGCACGUCAAAAAAGAAAGGAAAAUGUGGACAGUUCGGACAAACUGAGGCGAGAGAAGGAACAUCUAAGAACAGACCAUCUUUAUUGAGCUCCGUUGCCAAGAAGUGGUUAUUAUUUAAAGUUAGCAGACAAAAAUUUGACAGUUUAAGGGUCGUUUCGAGGUUAACUUGCCCCCCUUGUUCUGUUCGCUUUAGAGGAAGCAGCUCGGCUAGCCAGCUGAAUUAGAUAGCUCGCUCGCUAGAGAUGGGGACGAGAGCAAGUCGCCUGCAGGAAGACCCGGUUCCCCCUGCUUUCGGAAAAGAUGGCACAAAGCGGGAUUCCUAUAGGCGAACCCGCUGUACCAGGCCCACCAGUCUUAUGGUCGACUUCUCGGGGAGCUUCGAUGACACGGAGGCCAACCGAAGCCGAUCAGAGGAGGGCAGUGACUCGGACCUGGGGCAGCAUGGGGCGAGCGCCGACGGCAGCCCCGCUGACCACCACAGCACCCCCUCUAGUAUUAGCGAAGCGUCUCCUGCGGACGACAACAACAGCGAGGGGAAACCCGAGGACGACGGUAAUAUAAGCCCGGAGCGUCCAGUGGUAGAUGAACACCAGUCCGGUGAGGAGACAGGCCGCACGCCCCACCGCACUUUUUCCGAGCGGCUGCCCGGGAAUAGGCACUCUUCCGCCCGCAGCGUGGGCGCAAGAUCCGCCCGGGUUCGAGGCACACACCAGCGGCCGGUUUCGGAGGCUUGGAUCGGCCUUUACCGUGUUAACAACCGUCAUGGGAAUAUCCGCUGUCCUUUCUGCUCCAAGCCCUUCCCCGGGGGUCGGAUCGAGGAUCACCUGUUGAGCUGCCUCACGUCUCCUCCCCUACCAUACAAUACGGAUGUGCUCAGUAAAGACAGCGGCGAAUGCUCCAUCUGUUUGGAGGAUCUGGUACAGGGAGAGACCAUCGCCAGGCUGGCUUGCCUCUGCGUCUACCAUAAGAGCUGCAUUGAUUGCUGGUCCAAGGUGAAACCCUGCUGCCCUGAACAUCCCUUCGAUUGACUUGCGGGUUACAUUAAUCUGCACAGUGACCAACCCGACUCAGGAGACUACACUGAAUCCCAAUAAAAUCCCCCCAAAAAUGUGUAAUUGAACAAAUAAAAGCACACAGUCCGUCACCGACACAAAGCUAUAUUUGAGUGGAGAACAAACGAUCCUAAGAAGAAGCUCCUGUUAGCGACAACCAGCGUUCACCAAUUGGAUCAGUCAAUUUCAACUUGGUCUAGGCCUUUUCAAGCCAAACACCAACAGUAAUAACAGUCACUCUGUCUCCGUCUAAUCUCUGGUUGGAACACAAGUCGGGGAAGUUCCAUUUCCAUGUUAAGGACUUUGCUUGAAUCCGAAGAACAUACAAUUUAUAUAUAAAUGUGUAAGUCCAAUAAGCAGUAUCAUCCCAGAACAAUGGAACUCUCCCCAGAAAGAUCUUGAAUCUGGGGAAGAACACAAAAAAGUGACUGUGACUCUGGAUCCUCUACUGUGUAUUUUUCUCUCUCUCACCAAACGGAAUUGUUCAUUUUAUCAAGUAUUUUGCAGAAAGAGUGUUGUUCCAUGUCCUACAUUGGAUGAAUGUUUUUGUUCCUCGGCUAACCCCAAAUGAACCAACCUCACACCGGAAGCGUAACCACAUAAACGUUGCUUUAUUUUGAACCGGCUGAAGGUUGAAGGCUUGUUUUGCUGAAAGGGGGCUGCCGUUACUAGGGGUUUUCUUUUUUUUUUACCAUUACCUGUAAACAUUUCAGGGAAAGUUUGUGGGCUAUUUUUUUUUUGUAGGUCAGUUUUUUUUGUAGGUGUUUAGUUAGCGCUGAGUUUAACAUGCUGCUACUUGCUGGGUUUUUAGGAAGAUUGUAGGUAUUUCAUAGGGCCAUGGUAGCGCUGGUGUUGCCACCAAUUUGAGCACUUUUGUCCUUCAGGCUGAUUUAUUUUUUAUCUUUUUCACAUGAGGUUGUGUGUGGGUUUGUGUGUGUGUGUUCGUGUUCAGGAAAGUGUGUGUGCCCAGAAGUCUGCUUGAUAAAGCGGGUUACCUUUUUUAAUGCUAGAUGUUUGUGCUGGCAAACAUCCUGUUGCACGUGGCAUUGGUACGCAACAUGGCAUUCUGUCCCACUAACUCCCUUCUCCCCCCUCAUUCUCAAAGUCUCUCUGGGGUGUAGUCCGGAUUUUUUUUGGACCAGACCCCAAGCGACAAUUUUGCCAUCUGGUUACAUGAAUGCCAGAUCAAGGAGGGAUAAAGGGAUGGAAUGAGGGAUGGAUUUUUGGGGGCAUGUUUACACAAAGUGGCAUCUGCCUCUCUCCAACACUGGAGGCUAUGGACAGCUGAUGAUUAAUUAUUACAUAACUAGCCCCCACCCCUUUCCCUUGUUUUAUUUUUUAUUUUUUAGAUAUCUCAUCACAUUAUGAUCAUAACUAUUGCUAAAUGUGUUAAACGACUUCCCUUUGCCAUUUUGUGUGUAUGUUGAUUGCCUUUGCCUGGUGAAGGUUUUUUUUGUGUGCAAGCAUGUAUUUGAAGUGUUUUUUUGGGCUGAACUGAGGUGCAAGCCCAACAGUUAAGCUGCUCAACAGAUGCUGUCUGAUACAGGUUGUACACAGGCCAGGGGAAAGAACAAAAACAUGAAUUGAUUGCUUUCGCUGCCUGUUCCAUGUGUUUAAAUUUCUGUGCUCACAAGUGGUAUGGAUCCGUUUGGUGGUUAGCCCAGUGCACAGGUUCCCUACUGGCUAGUUUGUUCACCCCAACCUGUCUUCCUUUUUUAUUCUUCUUAUUUUUCCUGUUCCCUGAUGUUCUGCAGUCCGAGGUGCUACGACUUCUCCGGCCACUAGAGGGCAGCCCUGUGCAUGUUUCUUAUUUUUUGUAUGUUGGAGAAUAAAAAAAUAACGCCAAAAGUCCGUCUGUGCAUUUGGGGGCAUUGUGUGAGAGUGCAGAAGACGAGGUGCAUUGAUCAUUAGAUGUUACAUUUAUUGUGGUGAUAAUUUGUGAUGUUGUAUACUUUGGCUGGGAGAAAUGGGGGUGUUUGUCUGUGUGUGUUUGGGGGGGGAAGGGUUUGGUUGUGGUGGUGGUUUGGUUGUCGAUAAGGAUAAUAGACAAUCUAAAAACCCCACAUCACUCUUUAUUUACUUUCUUACCCCCCCCCUCUAAGCUGGUGUGGUGCAAUACCUCAAUCUUUACCAAUGCUUACUAAAUACUCUGUGUUAACUAGCUCCUCUCCAACCAAGGACACCUUUUUGUAUAAAUGUCCCUAAAUCCUUGGUCUGGGAUUAAAGGGCACUGAUCCUCCGUCUGCCCUGUGCUUGAGGUCAGUGUAUUAGAUGAAAAUCUGCAGCCCCAAGAUAUGGACAAUCUGCCUUUUACUGUGGUAUAAAAAAACAAAUUAAAUUUUAUUUAUUAAAUUGUAAAUAAGUAAUGCAAUUUAAGAAAAUGGCUUGGUCUUUGUCUGCUCAUUAUACUGUUUCUAAGCUCCAAUCUUUUGUAUGUCUCAGAAAUCGUUUUUAUAUGUAUUUUUUACAAUAAAUAUGUGUGAGAGA